AGCAAGUUCAAAGGAUCUCACUUCCGUAUCACCGCCUUUAAAGUUGAAUGUGUUUAAACAAACUGUGUUUGUCUAACUCCGACCAUAUGCAACCCAUGCAUGAAUCAAUUUGAAUGUCAGUUUACAUUGGGAUAGUCUGAUUGAUUAAUUUAUUGUAUUAUAAACUUGUAAAUCAUUAUCCACUUGAGGCGCCGUUGACUUAGGUGUCCAUAUAUUUGCCUGAGAUAUUGCAGCCAGUCAGUCUUCUGGAAGUGUGUCAAUGUGGUAUCGUGUUAGUUUUUUGUAGUUUACACAGCCCAGUGGAAUGAAUAUUGCUGGAGUUUUCUCAUUUGCAUUGAGUUUUUUCGUGUAGCUAAACGUUCGUGUAUCGGAUAAAAAAAUAUAUAUAAAAAAAUUGCUCAAGCGUAGUUAGUUGGCUCGGACACGAAUUAAAUCUUAUUCCACAGUCCUCGUAUCUUUAAAAUUUAAUUAUUGAAAUGGAGUGCCGUGUGUUGUCUGUUCAGAGUCAUGUGGUCAGGGGAUACGUCGGGAAUAAAUCGGCAACAUUCCCAUUGCAGGUGCUGGGGUUUGAAGUGGACUCCAUCAACUCUGUGCAAUUCUCCAAUCACACAGGUUACGCUCAUUGGAAAGGGCAAGUGCUGACGGCAGAUGAGCUGAACGUUCUCUAUGAGGGUAUCAAACUCAAUAACGUCAACCAUUAUGACUACGUCCUCACAGGGUACACCAGGGACACAUCUUUCCUAGAGACGGUGGUGGACAUUGUUCAGGAGCUGAAGAGGUUGAACCCAAAACUGGUGUACGUGUGUGAUCCAGUGAUGGGAGACCAAGGAUCUAUGUAUGUGCCUGAGAAUAUACUGCCUGUUUACAGAGACAAAGUCGUAGCAGUGGCUGAUAUCCUCACACCCAACCAGUUUGAGGCAGAGCUGCUGACGGGGAGGAAGAUCAGCACAGAAAAAGACGCUCUUGAGGUGAUGGACCUGCUCCACCAGAUGGGCCCUGAUAUGGUAGUCCUCACUAGCACAGACCUGAUCUCUCCUCACGGGGACCAGUUCCUAGUGGCCCUUGGAAGCCAGAAGAUGGUGAGAGCAGAUGGGACUACGUCCACCCAGAAGAUUCGGAUGGAAAUGCCCAAGGUGGAUGCAGUGUUUGUGGGAACAGGAGACCUGUUCGCUGCCAUGCUGCUGGCCUGGACCCACCACCACCCCAAAGACCUGAAGGCUGCCUGUGAGAAGACUGUCUCUGUCUUGCACCAUGUUAUCAAGAGGACCAUUACCUAUGCCAACAAGAUGGCCGGCCCUGGUAAGAUACCCAGCCCUGCUCAGUUGGAGCUGAGGAUGGUCCAGAGCAAAAAGGACAUUGAGUACCCGGCCAUUGUAGUGGAGGCCAUCGUCUUAUAACCCAAUGCCUCAUAAAUAGACAUAGGAUUUUUACACCAUGAAAUGUCAUUUGACUUUGCCUUAUAGGAUCUCGAGAGCACUAUGUUUUCAGUCUGGGUAUUUGCCCUGCGCACCGCACACACUCUUAUACCUAAUCACUGCCAUUUGUCUUUACUAUGACCUGAGCAUUGUCACCCAUUGGAAACAUGGUAGAUGGUAUUAGAGGACCGAAAACAGGGUGUGGGUAUUACCGUACAUCAAAAUACAGAAGUGGAGGUAUGGAUACCUGAUUGGCCCUCAAUUUGGCAUUGGCAUGGCAUGGGCCCUGAGUUUCCACUGACAAUGUGAGCUGACCAGGGAAUUCUCUGAGCCUCAGUUAUGGGUUGGGGAUAGAUCAUAGGCUUUUAUCAGAUACAUUGAUGCAUCAACAUGAGUUGUGCUACCAUGAUCAUGUUAUGCAAUACUAAUCUGUGCACAUUUGAUUGUUGGAUUUUCAAUUGUCAAUGUUUCAUUUUCGGCAAAAAGUAUAUAAUUUGAUAGUUUGACAAUUCUAGAUGUUUUUAUUUUUUAUUAUGUAAAUGAUUAAUAGAUGUUCAUUUUACUUGUACUAUUAAUGUGCUUUGUCUGUCCUAAUACUUGUUAUAUAAUUCCUAAAUGUCUAACACAUUUCAAAUUGAGGUACCAAUAUUUGCACAGAUAGUCUUGAUAAACAUGUUUAUCAUUAAUUGUAAUCAUUAAAUGUUUUUCAUGGUCUUGAUUGUCUCACUAUUUUCAUAUCCUUACUAGAACACAGGCCUAUGUCGGUAUGAAAAAGUACAAAUUGGCCUUAGCAGAGUCUGUUAGAGGAAUGUGUUUUGUGUCUGUGCCUGCAAAAGUAAUUAAUUACAUCUUUACACAAUGUUAGAAAGAUAAGUGCCAAACUUGAAGCUGUAGCUCUGAGAUGGAGUGACUAUAAUAAAUGAUGAGGAAUAAUAAAAUAUUCGUAUUUUAAUUAA
Oncorhynchus nerka (sockeye salmon) is the source of this 2371-nucleotide messenger RNA. RefSeq names its product pyridoxal (pyridoxine, vitamin B6) kinase a (gene pdxka). The transcript has 11 exons. The record is from RefSeq and is a predicted model, not a curated record. Lineage: Eukaryota; Metazoa; Chordata; Actinopteri; Salmoniformes; Salmonidae. The coding region runs from base 477 to 1397 and encodes 306 amino acids. Gene Ontology annotation, cellular component: cytosol. Gene Ontology annotation, biological process: pyridoxal 5'-phosphate salvage. Gene Ontology annotation, molecular function: pyridoxal kinase activity.